CACCAGGCGAGCAGAGGGGAAAGAGGCUGAAGUUACUGUGUGUGUUAUCCCAUGCACAUUCCAACAGGAGCAUUCAGAGCAAAUCAGCUUAUUUCUGAAGAAUGGCAUUGAGUGACCUCCUUUACCCAGAUAAUCCCAAGAGAAAGCAAGAAUUGAUUAAUCUGCAUCAGGAAUUGCUUGACUGUAUGUCCACAAAUUUCCAUGCAACCAACGAGCUGGUUGGAGUGCUGAACGAGCACCUGGGCUGUACCAUUACCCCCAUCAAGAUGCGAGAGAGCAGCACGGUCAAGGAAAACUGUGAGAUUAUCAUUCAAGUGAUGAGUGAGAUUCAGCAUCAGGUGCAGAAGAUCGAUAGUGACAUGAAGGAAAAGCUCGAGCCAGUGCUGUACCAGAAGCUGUAUGAUAUCAAAGAGCCCGAGCUGGAGAAAAUUGCAUUAGCCCAGAGAGUUUUUUCCAUUAUUUUUGGAGAAGCAACUUCAACAGCUGCAAUGGUAGCUAUCAAACUUCUUGGCUCCAAUCAUUUAACUCUCACCGUGAGCAAGCUCAUCGGUCUCCUUGCACAGAUUGGGGCAUCUGUCCUUGGGGGAGUUAGUAUUACCAUUAUUGGGCUUGGCCUUGAAAUGAUUCUCCAUGCCAUCCUGGGAGCUGUGGAGAGGAGUCAGCUCCUGACAGCUGUGAGAAGCUACGAGAAGCACCUGGCUGAGUUCAAAGCAGCCUCAGAAAAGUACCAGUGUGCCAUACAUGAAGUAACUUCUUUGGUGAGACAGCAAGUUCAGUAAAUGGAGCUGGAGUUCUCUCUUCUGUGACAGCAGCUGCAGCAGAUAUGCCUGCAGAAGCCUUUUGACUAAUUAUGACUGAUGGCUUUUUAUUUUCUUAUUUGCGGCAGCAGAACAAGGAAAGUAACAAUUCAGGAAACUGGCACUGAAAUAUAUUAAUAGAGAACUGGUUUACAGGUGUUUGGGGGGGGCAAUGUUUCAAAUACUUUGUACCUUUCCUUAAGCUUAUUUUCUGGGAAGCAUUGUAGAAUGAACUGUAAUUCAUACUAGAGACAAUAAUACAGACUGCUGGAGUGGUAGUGGUGAGAAGGUGGGUUUCUAUAUCAAAUAUGACAAAACAAUGGGAGCAAAUAAUUUCAACAAGGCAAUUCAUGACAGCAUCUGGAGGCUUUAUGAAGACACCUGUGGUUGCUAAACUCAGUGUGGAUUAGUGCUAAAUCUGAUAGACUGAAUUCGCUGUUCAUUACAAGGCUAGCUGAAGCAUAUUUAACUGCUAUUUCCUGCUGUCCUAAGGAGCCAGCCAGAGAUCUGCUUUAAAUAAACUCUAAUCCCAGUAGAUUGGCAGGUUAAGAGAAGCCUGGACCUACAUGCACAGACAAUCUUGCUCCACAACUGAGAGAAAGCAGCUGCUGCGUUCCAGGUGUGCCUGGCCAUGAACAACCUCUUACGCUUGUAAUGCUCUGCUCCUGCCAACCCACACGUAAAAAUUGCUGUGCAAAGUUGCUCUUUUGUUGAUUGAGGUGGGAUUAUACACAUGUACAAGUGCCUGUAGGAUUGCAGCCCUAUUCAUGUACUAAAGGUAUUUGCAAAUGCUUUACCCGAUCCCACCAAUGCAGGACUGCCAAGAAUGUGCUCAGAUUUUGCAUUUCACAAUAUGCUACCAAUUGUCCUUAUUUUCAGAUUUUAAA
This is a messenger RNA of Catharus ustulatus (Swainson's thrush), 1684 nucleotides long. Its product is annotated as single-pass membrane and coiled-coil domain-containing protein 3-like. The record is from RefSeq and is a predicted model, not a curated record. Lineage: Eukaryota; Metazoa; Chordata; Aves; Passeriformes; Turdidae. The coding region runs from base 102 to 779 and encodes 225 amino acids. The transcript is spliced from 2 exons.